AUGUUAUGUAGCAUUGGUGCAAAAUUGUUGGACAUGUAUUCUGAUUUGAAAUAUGAAAACGAAUACCAUUCAUUUUUGGAAUUUGUUUGCCGACGAAUUUCGACCUGCAACACAGGAAAAAAGAAGUAUGCAUCUGAACACUAUUGCAAACUAUUGCUUGAUAACGUGAAACUUAAUCUUCGUCCGCCAAUUUUGGAAACUCAUGAAUAUACUGAAGAUCUUAAAUGUGUUUUGGAUAAACCAUUCAAAACCAAGUAUUUUGAAGAAGAUUUGGUGAAAUUUGAAAAGGGAGAUCCAAAAAGUAUUUACAAGGCAUUGCAUUCAGUAUACAGUGACAAAACCUUUAACUUAUUCUUUACCAGAGCUCACAAAUUGGCAACCAUUGACCGUACAGCCUUAGAAAAGGGAUAUAUGUUGGAUUUAAAUGAAAGACUUGUCCUUCUUUGCAAUUGCAUUCACAACUUCCAUAUCAUUCUAACCAAAUUCAAGAAUUCUGUUUCUUUUAGCAAAGGAUCUCGAAUUUUCAAAAAUUCCAUACUCGAUAUUGAUGCUUAUGAUUACGCAAUUUCUAAUUAUGUAGAGUUGAUAUUGCAUCCCUCAAACCCAUCCACAAGCCUGAUCACUGAUUUCAAAGAGCGAUUUUAUGAAUUGUUUUUGGGUGUUGUCACAAAGAAUUACAAAGACAUUGAGCAUGCUAUUAAAAAAACAAUGCUGGACGAAGAAAAAUUAUCCACCUUUGACAACAAGGACAGCAUGAAAAAAGCAUUGCAUGAUAUAUUGGAAUUUCUCUCCGAAAAAACAGAGGAAAUUGGAAAGGUGCAAACAAGAUCUGGAGUAUUUCGAGAGUGUAAUUAA
Naegleria fowleri is the source of this 855-nucleotide messenger RNA. RefSeq lists its product as uncharacterized. The record is from RefSeq and is a predicted model, not a curated record. The coding region runs from base 1 to 855 and encodes 284 amino acids. Lineage: Eukaryota; Heterolobosea; Eutetramitea; Acrasida; Naegleriidae. The transcript has a single exon.